Messenger RNA from Lineus longissimus, 4665 nucleotides. RefSeq lists its product as uncharacterized. The transcript has 3 exons. The record is from RefSeq and is a predicted model, not a curated record. NCBI's taxonomy places the organism in Eukaryota, Metazoa, Nemertea, Pilidiophora, Heteronemertea, Lineidae. Bases 100 to 3900 code for a protein of 1266 amino acids.
UUGCCUGUAGUCGCAUUUUAUAGAAAUUGAAACAUUCAGCGAAAACACAGGAAUUUUGCUACUUGAUUGUGUUGGAACUGGUUGCCGAAGAGAACAGUUAUGGUGGACGCUCCCAAGGAAAGCGCCAAUGGUGAUGUGCCCAUGGUGGACGCUCCCAAGGAAAGCGCCAAUGGUGAUGUGCCCAUGGUGGACGCUCCCAAGGAAAGCGCCAAUGGUGAUGUGCCCAUGGUGGACGCUCCCAAGGAAAGCGCCAAUGGUGAUGUGCCCAAACCGGUGCCAAAACCGGUGCCAAAACCGGUGCCAAAACCGGUGCCAAAACCGGUGCCAAAAUCGGGGCCAAAAUCGGGGCCAAAAUCGGGGCCAAAACUUAAACGUUCACGCGCCUUCCAGGUCGUUUCAGUUAUUAUAAUAGGUGUAAUUUUCCUGACAAUGGGAACAGCAGUGGCAUUGACAGGACUCACUCUGGAGAAUCUUCAGCAUGUAACCAAUUCAAGCCAACCGAUUACAAGCCUGGUGUUCUGUGGGCGAGGCGGAGGCGUCCUUGCGGGGACACUUAUUGCCGGGCUGCAUGCCUGUGCCUGUGGGGAACGAUUCCGCGCACUUAUAACUGGAGCUGUAUUGUUUCCCACGGCUGUGGCCACAGCGGCUAUUCCGUGGUCCCCCAUCAUCUACAGUACUAUAUUGAUACAUUUCUCGCAAGGACUUGGAAUAGGAUACGUGAAAACAAGUUGUAUAAUGCUGCUUACACGCCAGUGGGGCUACCUCUCUCCCUCUGUCCUGGGCGUUCUCCUGACAUUCUUCAACGGAGGAUGCAUAUUGGCCACACUUUCGACUCUCGUCUUAUUACGAGAAAACAACUUUGGUGAGGUCUACAGCAAUGCAAGUGCCGCUGGGAUUUACGGCUACAACAUAACGAGUGACCUCACCAAUGGAACAAGUAACACCACCAACGCAAACAUGACACACCUAUUCCCUACGAUCGGAAUUGGCACUUUAUUUGAUGCCAACAAUUACACUGAUGGCGCCUCCAACGAAACCAGUGAUACCGAUAAUGAUGCUUACAACGCAACAAAUGGCAUCGCUAAUAUAACGAGUGACAUCACUAAUAUAACGAGUGACAUCAUUAAUAUAACGAGUGACAUCACUAAUAUAACGAGUGACAUCACUAAUAACAUUACCAAGGCAAACAUGACACACCUCUUCCCCAACAGAACAAGUGGCGUCUUCAACAGAACGAGUAUCGACCACAACACAACGAGUGCAGGACACAACAGAUUGAGCAUCAUCUUCAACAAAAUCAGUGCCUUUUGCAACAGAAUGAGUUCAGCUCCCAACAUAACGAGUAAAAUCCCCAAUAGAACGAGUGUCAUCCUGGAAGGUUUGAGAGACAUCUUCAACAGAAUAAGUGCCCUUCCCAACACAACGAGUUACAUCCACAACAAAUUGAGUGACAUCUUCAACAGAAUGAAUGCCACACUAAAUACAACGAGUGACAUCGAUAACGGGACGAGUCACAUCCCCAACAGAAAGAGUGACAUCCACAAAGGAAUGGAAGAUACCUUAAACAAAGGAAGUGUCAUCCCCAACAGAAAGAGUGACAUCCACAAAGGAGUGGAAGAUACCUUUAACAGAGGAAGUGUCAUCCCCAACAGAAAGAGAGACAUCCACAAACGAUUGGAAGAUACCUUUAACAGAGGAAGUGUCAUCCCCAACAGAAAGAGUGACAUCCACAAAGGAGUGGAAGAUACCUUUAACAGAGGAAGUGUCAUCCCCAACAGAAAGAGAGACAUCCACAAACGAUUGGAAGAUACCUUUAACAGAGGAAGUGUCAUCCCCAACAGAAAGAGUGACAUCCACAAACGAUUGGAAGAUACCUUUAACAGAGGAAGUGUCAUCCCCAACAGAAAGAGUGACAUCCACAAAGGAGUGGAAGAUACCUUUAACAGAGGAAGUGUCAUCCCCAACAGAAAGAGAGACAUCCACAAACGAUUGGAAGAUACCUUUAACAGAGGAAGUGUCAUCCCCAACAGAAAGAGAGACAUCCACAAAGGAAUAAAAGAUACCUUUAGAAUGGGAGCUAACCAUAAAACAUUGAGUGACAUCUUCAAUAGAAUAAGUGCCAUCCCGAAUAGAAUGAGUGACUCAAACAUCGAAUUUAGUGAUAGCCACGACAGAAUGAGUGCCAUCACCAAAAGAAUGAGCAUUAUUCCCCCCAAAACGAGUGCCAUUUACAACAGAUUGAGUAACAUUCUCAGCAGAAAGAGCGCCAUCCCCGACAAAACGAGUCCCAUUCACAAUAGAUUGAGUGAUAUAUCCAACCGAAAAGGCACCAUCCCCAAGAGGCUGAAUGCGAUCCCAAAAAGAAAGAUCUCCAAUCACAACAUAACGAGAACCAUCCCAAAUGGAAAGAGCGAAAUUCCCAAAAAAACGAGUUCAGUUAACCCCAACAGAACGGGCAUACAACCCAACAAAACGAAUCCCAAUCACUAUGGAGUGGCCAAUGGUUUCAACAGAACGAGUGUCAUCCCCAACAGAUUGAAUGCAAUCGUCAACAAAACGAGUGUCAAAAGCAACGGAACGAACUCAAACAAAACUAAUGACAUCGCAAAGAGAUUCUGUGAAAUCUUCAAGAAAAUGGGUGAAAUCCAGAACCAAAUAAGUGACAACUUCAACGCAACACAUGGCGUCACUAGUAUAUUGAUUUACCUUUUUAAUAGAAUGGAUAGAAUGAAUGUGGUCACCAACAAAACGAACACCAUCGCUAACAGAACGAGCGCUGUUAACAACAGAACGACUGCCAUCCGCAACAGAACAAGUGACAUGACAAACGGAACAAGUGACAUCCCCAAUAUCUUCAACAGAAUGAGUGACAUCUCAAACAUAACAAGUGAGGUGACCAACAGAACGAGCGACAUUAACAAUAUAACAGGUGAUAUGGCCAACAUGACAAGUGACAUGACCAACAGAACAAGUGAUUUCACCAAUGGCACAAGUGACAUGAUAAACAGCACAAGCAGAGAAAACAUAACCGACCAUUCGUCUGCAACUUCAUCUUCUUCUUCUCCUGCAAAAUAUAUUAGUAUUUCACACAUUGUUGAAGAAGUCCAUAAACUUAUCAAAUUAACAGGGUUUGAUCUAUCGAAUCUUCGUCUGCUGUACAUUGCCCCAGCAAUACUGAUGAUCGUGGCGGCCAUCUUUACGAUAUUGUGUUUCCCAGUACUAAGUAAGAUACCGACCACAAUAGUUACUCCGAUUGAAGUCAACACGUCCUUCCGCAUAAAAGUAUGCUACUUUGUCUUCCUGUAUUUCAGUGUAGGCUACGUCAAUUUCUACUUUUUUCAAGGACUGGAGGCCUCAUUUGGAGGACAGGGGUUGACAUUCGUGCAGUUAGCAGCCGGUUGGACUCGAGUGCAAGGUUUGGGUUUAAUGUUGGCAUUUUGGAGCGCCAAUGCGUCCGCUUGCUUUGGGGCGGUCAUAUUGGUAAAGUUCCUUUCAGCAACGACUAUCAAUAUUACCGGGCUUCUUCUAAUGGGUUGUGGUACCAUCGAAAUCAUUUACGGCGCAGCUUAUACUGUAGUCUUCCUAGCUGGGGUUUGUCAGUUAGGAAUAGGUCUCGGAUUAUUCAACACCUGUAUCAUCGUGUGGGCAGACUAUUACACCCGUAUGGACCCACGAUACGUCUCGACAUGGGUGGGGUUACUUUCAGUCGGGGAGAUUUUUCUGCCGGGCGCAAUCGGUUUUUUCUUUGAGGCAUACUCUCCUUUAAUGUUUCAAUUUCUCAUCGUUGCCAUCAUAUUUAACGCUGUCGGUUAUGCAUUUAUAGAAUUGGUGGGAUGCGUCAAUAGCCCAACUACCCCAAUUUGGCAGCACAUCGGUCUCCGAGAAUUCCCGACAAACUAAGCCAGACGUUCGCCGGUCUGUCCUAUAGCCACAGCUUGAAGCCAACACUGCGCGAUAGGCUAAUGCGGUCAUUCCCAGGAAAAAAACAUUUACUGUAAACGGGCCACUUUUAAGACAAUUUUAUCUAGAGGCUGAUAAAUGUAGAUUCCAUUAGCCAUGUGCAAUAUAGUGAGGUAACUGGCAUUUCUACAUGGGAACGUAACACUAAAUUGAUAUCGGUUAAUCAUGUGCCCUGUUGGUACAUGUACAUGUAUAUCCCAAAGCCGAAUUUACAGUAAUCAAGCAUUUUUGAUGAACCAACUGUAUGGAAGAAAGGUACUGUAUAGGACGGAUAAAAGGCCUCUGAUUUACCCAACAUGGUUUUAGUUAUCGAUAUUUUUUUGAUUCUAAACUAUAACAAUGUAACUGCAAUGCGGACCAGACACUGACGUGAGUACAUGUAUUUGCAUAUGACGUGUAAUUUCCUCGAAAAGAGUAAAACCGACAUCACUAUUUGAUCCUACUAAUUUUUUUGCCAUAAUUUUGUUUGAAGCAAUUACAACUGGGAAGGAAGAUAAACGCAAGAUCGCUAUAAACAAUAUCAAGAUAAUUUCUUUUAUUUACAGAUACAAUACUAUGCACAUAAAGUGGUCUAAAACGACUAGCUGUACAAGAUACAAGAGUCUCUUUUAGGAAAAGGGCUGAGAUCCUAAUCGCUUAUCAAAACCAAUAUGAUUACUUACGAUACCGGUAUAUAUGCACAUCACAUGUGCAUUUGCGAACAGA